ACAGGCUAAAAAGAAACUCCGAUGGUCUUUUGAACAACAAAAAAUUGCAGUGCAGUAGUCCCAGCAAACUCACAUUCCAACUUAAUCAUGUCUGGAGUCAACCGCCUACUCACCACUGUCUCCAAGUGGGCUAUCCCAGUUUCCAUCGUCAUUGCUGGUGCCCAAACAGCUCUUUACGACGUUCAAGGUGGAUAUAGAGCCGUUCUCUUCGACCGUAUACAGGGUGUCAAGCCUAUUUCUGCUGGCGAAGGUACUCACUUCCUUGUACCCUGGCUUCAGAAGGCAGUCCAGUUCGAUGUUCGAACAAAGCCUCGCAACAUUUCCACCACCACCGGUUCCAAGGAUAUGCAAAUGGUCACCUUGACCCUUCGUGUCCUCCACCGACCUGACCUUCAACACCUUCCUACCAUUUACCAAAAUCUCGGCACCGACUACGACGAGAGAGUUUUGCCUUCCAUUGGUAACGAAGUCCUCAAGUCUAUUGUCGCACAGUUCGAUGCUUCCGAGCUCAUCACUCAGCGUGAAAUUGUUUCGUCAAGAAUCCGUGAAGACCUCGUCAAGCGCGCCAGAGAAUUCAACAUUGAGUUGGAGGAUGUUUCCAUCACCCACAUGACUUUCGGUAAAGAGUUCACCAACGCUGUCGAACAAAAGCAAAUCGCUCAACAAGAAGCUGAACGUGCCAAGUUCGUUGUCGAGAAGGCUGAGCAAGAGAAGCAAGCUGCUGUUAUUCGAGCUGAAGGUGACGCCAUUGCUGCUGAAUUGAUUUCUUCCGCUUUGGAGAAGGCCGGUGAAGGUCUCGUCGAGUUCCGUCGUAUCGAAGCCUCCAAGGAAAUUGCAUCUACCCUUGCCCAAGCCCGCAACGUUACCUACUUGCCCAGCUCUGCUAACGGCCAAGGUUCCAACAUGCUUCUUAACGUUGGCAUGUAAAACGCUCCUUUAUGUGAUUAAAAAAAUAUAUAGAUCAUUUUUUCUUGUUUCAAUAAACACAUCCAUACGAUGCUUUUUAUUAUAUGCACAGCAGCAGUCACUUCCCCUAUUAUACAACUACGCGUCGUCGUUCACUUCACUAAGCUUAAAGAUCUUCCUUGGGCUUUUGCUGAGCCUUCUCCUUGCAAGUACAGAUUUGGUCCUUGGACAAACCAGCAAGAGCUUGGUCAAUAUGGCGACCACAGCCUAUCAGGUGA
Molecule: messenger RNA, 1184 nt
Organism: Umbelopsis ramanniana AG
Lineage: Eukaryota; Fungi; Mucoromycota; Umbelopsidomycetes; Umbelopsidales; Umbelopsidaceae
Exons: 5
Coding region: 88-927 (279 amino acids)
Biological process (GO): mitochondrion organization
Cellular component (GO): membrane; mitochondrion
Source: RefSeq, a predicted model, not a curated record